Molecule: messenger RNA, 1464 nt
Organism: Exophiala bonariae
Lineage: Eukaryota; Fungi; Ascomycota; Eurotiomycetes; Chaetothyriales; Herpotrichiellaceae
Exons: 1
Coding region: 1-1464 (487 amino acids)
Biological process (GO): DNA repair
Cellular component (GO): Smc5-Smc6 complex; nucleus
Source: RefSeq, a predicted model, not a curated record
AUGGCUCGGCUAAACACCCGACAUCCCUCAUCUGAGAUAGAAAGCCGCAGGCGAUCCUCUUCUUCUACUCGCGAAUCUUCAACUGCAUCUACACCCCCAUCGGUCGACUCUGACAAGGAGAAUAACCAGCGAUCAAGAAAGAGUCAGGGAAAGCGCAAAAGUGGGGCUGUAUCCAUGGGUGAUCGAUCAGACGCUGGAUCCGCCAGUGCCCCGAAGAGGAGGAAAGUCAGUGAAGGCGGCCCUCAAAGUCAGGCUGCACAUCGGAAAGAACUGGAACGGCUGGACACGAAAUACUAUGAUCCUGAGCAAGAUCCUGAAGCACGACGAGAAUUGCGCAAAAACUUUCGCAAACUCUACUCCAAGUACAACGAAUCCAAGACAGAUUAUCUCAAGCCAGACAAUAAAGGUUUAGAAGAGACCUUGCGAGAGGCAGACAAGCUCUACCAGGAUGUCAAGCAAACGUCAGAUGCCACUAUCGACUCUCGGUUGCUGGUAGAGGUUGCAGAUUUUUCAUACAAGAAAAUCAACAGCUUACAUCUGGGAAAUGUGACCACUGGAAUCGAUGUCGACGAUUUUGUCACCAAGUGUAUUGGCUUCAUGAAGAGAGGACAGGAAGUUGAGAGAAAUAUUGCGUAUCAUCCGCGCAGCACUCAGGCUGGGUCCCAGCACCAGCGGCGGCGCACCCGAGCUGAAGAAGACGAUGAGGAUGAUGGUGAUGGUGAUACGAUGAACUGGGAAUAUCUUGGGCAGAAUGCUUGCUUCCUCUACAAUUCUCGCCCAUGCCUCACAGGUUUCAUGCUUGGUCCGCUUUCUGUUCAGAAGAAGGUGCGACAACAGACACAACGGAAGGCGAGAGAGGCGCGCAGUCAAAAUACACAAACCACUCGGCCGACGGAACUGGGUGCUGAAGACCUAGAGAGCCAGGAGUCUGCUAGUCUCACAGUGGUCUGCACCGAAAUUGCACGGCUUCUCACGAAUGCACAGGAGAAGGGCAGCGAGAAUGCCGAGAGAGAAUUUGAGGAACUUGUUGGUGAUCCUACCGACGAAGAAGCAGCAGACAUCCUUCGCCGCAACAACAUGGCGGAUAAUGGAUGUGUUCCACUUUUCAAUUUCUGCGUCAACCCCAGGUCGUUCGGACAGACCGUGGAAAACAUGUUCUAUGUAAGCUUCCUAAUCAAGGAAGGAAAGGUUGGACUGGACUUCGACGCGAACGGUCUGCCAACACUGGGUAUCGCAGCCAGUCGGUCAGUUGCUGAAAGACAGGAAUCACAGCGAAAUCAAGCCGUGUUCACUCUAGACUUUGACACCUGGGAAGAAAUCACCAAGAGCUUCGGGAUUGAGAAAUGCAUUAUACCCCAUCGCAAGGAUGAAAAAUAUGAUGAUGGCAUUAUUGAAUAUGCCGAGGAAAUGGAGGACGAUGCGGAUCGAGUAGCUGAACGAGAAGAUUCCGAGCUCUAUUCAUGA